Messenger RNA from Passer domesticus (house sparrow), 2072 nucleotides. Its product is annotated as methylcrotonoyl-CoA carboxylase beta chain, mitochondrial-like. Gene Ontology annotation, molecular function: methylcrotonoyl-CoA carboxylase activity. Bases 31 to 1902 code for a protein of 623 amino acids. Gene Ontology annotation, biological process: L-leucine catabolic process. The record is from RefSeq and is a predicted model, not a curated record. NCBI's taxonomy places the organism in Eukaryota, Metazoa, Chordata, Aves, Passeriformes, Passeridae. The transcript has 13 exons. Gene Ontology annotation, cellular component: methylcrotonoyl-CoA carboxylase complex; mitochondrion.
CGGGCGGGGACCGCACGCGCUCUCGGGGCCAUGUGGAGCCCGGCCCGGCUGUGCGCCCUGGGCCGGCCGCGCCUCGGGCCGGCGGUGCCGCUGCAGCCCCUGACCCGCCUGCUCCGGAGGGAAUACCGGGACAAAACCCCAUCCUGCCUGCUCCAGAGGGAAUAUCCGUGGAAAACCCCUUCCUGCCUGCUCCAGAGGGAAUACCGGGAGCUGCCGCUGCUGGGGCAGGGCUGGGGAAGGACACAGCCCCUGCCUCCCCGCCGGUUUUUAAGUAAUAAACCCAAAUCCAGGCGCCAUCCCAAAACAUUCCCGGUUCUAGACGGACGUGUCCCCGCCGUGUACCGAGACGCGUUCCAAGAGAAUUUAAGGAACAGCGAGGCUGUGAUUAAAAGGCACUCGGAACUGCUGGAGCGGGUGAAGGAAGGAGGGGGUCAGAAGGCCGUCCUGCGGCACACGCAGCGCAACAAGAAGGUGUUCGUGCGGGAGCGCCUGCGGCUGCUGCUGGACGACGCGGAUUUCCUGGAGCUGUCCCCCCUGGCCGGGCUGCACAUGCCCUACGGGGAUGUCCCUGCUGCCGGCUGCCUCACGGGAAUUGGCAGGAUCAGUGGGGUCUGGUGUGUCUUCAUUGCACAUGAUGCCACUGUGAAAGGAGGAACCAUUUACCCAAUUGGAGUGAAAAAGCAACUGAGAGCCCAGGAAAUUGCCAUGGAGAACAGGCUGCUGUCUGUGCACCUGGUGGACAGUGGGGGAGCCUUCCUACCCCUGCAGUCAGAGCUGUUUCCUGACAAGCUGCACGGUGGCAGGGUUUUCUACAACGAGGCAAUCAUGUCUGCCAUGGGAAUCCCUCAGGUGGCCGUGGUGUGUGGCUCCUGUGUGGCUGGAGGUGCCUAUGUGCCCACCAUGGCUGAGGAAUCCGUGAUCAUUGAUAAAAUUGGGACACUGUUCCUGGCUGGGCCACCCCUGGUGAAAGCUGCCACGGGAGAAGAUGUCUCUCCUGAGGACCUUGGAGGAGCCAGGCUUCACUCACAAGUCAGUGGCUGCAGUGACCAUUUUGCACCCUCAGAAGAGGAGGCCUAUGAGUGCAUUCGUAAUGUUGUCUCCACCUUAAACUAUGAGCCAGUGCCAGAGCAGGACAGGGAGCCUGACAGUCCCCUGUACAGCCCUGAGGAGCUCCUGGGCCUGGCACCACUGGCUUACAGCUGCACUCUUCCUGUCAAACUGAUCCUGAGCCGGCUGGUGGAUGGAAGCAGAUUCCAGGAAUUCAAGGCUACUUAUGGAACAGAAUUAGUGACAGGAUUUGGCCAUGUGGAAGGGCACUUGGUGGGCAUCGUGGCCAGCAAUGGGGAGCUGGCUCACAAUGCUGCUCUCAAGGGCAGCCACUUUGUCCAGCUCUGUGGCCAGAGGGGACUUCCCAUCCUCUUCCUCCAAAACAUUGCUCCACAGCUAGCAGGGCCUGCAAGCAUCUCACAGGCAGAGGCUCAUUCCAACAGGCUGAAGGCCCAUGCCUCCAUGAUGGCUGCAGUUGCCUGUGCUGCAGUUCCCAAAAUAACCAUUGUCAUUGGAGGCUCUUUUGGGAGUGACAGCUACGUCAUGUGUGGGAGAUCAUUCAGUCCAAACUUUCUGUUCCUGUGGCCCAAUGCAAGAGUUGGUCUUGUGGAUUCUCAACAUUUCCCCACAGUUCCACCAGCUGGGGACUGGACAGGAGAGGAGCUGGAGCUCAAACAGCUGAAGGCAAAGCUGGAGGAAGAAAGCAGUGCCUUCUACUCCUCUGCCAGGCUCUGGGAUGAUGGGAUCAUUCUUCCUCAAGACACCAGGAAGGUGAUUGCCCAGUGCUUGGAGAUCAUGGAACAGAAGAAGUACCAGGCUGUGUCUCCCCGUUCCCAUCCCAUAAUCAGGAUGUAACUGCAGACCCCUCAAACCAGAAUCCUCUACCAGAACUUUGAGUAUAAAGAUUUUCUAAUUCUUUGAUACCAUGAAUAAAAGUGUUGAACAGUUGAGGACAAACAAGAAUCCCAGACUGUAAAUCUGCUUUUAAUAUUAAUAAAAAAACCAAAUCAACAAUAAAUCAACAA